CCGGCCUCCUUGGGUCCUGCGGUCCCCAGGCCCCCAGCUCCCGUCCCCUCUCCCUCCUCCACCUCUUCCCCCUCGGCCUCCGCGCCUCCCCUCCCCCGACUCUCUGACCCCCAAUUCAUUCUGUCCGUUCCCUCCCAUUUCCUCCUUUCUGCUUGGGCCCUCUCCCCAGAGCCUCCCCGCGCGGACCCUGCUGCAGUCUCGGGGUUCUUAGCACAUUUAUGGAAGUUUAGGGCCUGGACAGUGGCCCCGAAUCCGGCGUGAGAGCGCAGCCUGGGCUGCUGGCCGGGAAGAGGAAGAUGUCUGUGCUCAGGCGGAUGAUGCGGGUUUCCAAUCGCUCCCUCCUCGCCUUCAUCUUCUUCUUCUCCCUCUCUUCGUCCUGUCUGUACUUCAUCUAUGUGGCCCCGGGCAUCGCCAACACAUACCUCUUUAUGGUACAAGCUCGAGGUAUAAUGUUGAGAGAAAAUGUGAAAACAAUAGGUCAUAUGAUCAGGCUGUACACAAAUAAAAACAGUACGCUCAACGGUACAGAUUAUCCUGAAGGCAAUAAUUCAAGUGAUUAUCUUGUUCAAACAACAACGUAUCUUCCGGAAAACUUCACAUACUCACCAUACCUCCCCUGUCCAGAAAAACUGCCUUAUAUGCGAGGAUUCCUCAGUGUCAAUGUAAGCGAAGUCAGUUUUGAUGAAAUUCAUCAACUCUUCUCCAAGGAUUUAGAUAUUGAGCCAGGGGGUCAUUGGAGGCCAAAAGACUGUAAACCCAGAUGGAAGGUGGCAGUUCUUAUUCCGUUCCGUAAUCGCCAUGAACAUCUUCCGAUCUUUUUCUUACAUUUGAUUCCAAUGCUCCAGAAGCAGCGGCUGGAAUUUGCCUUUUAUGUCAUUGAACAGACUGGCACACAACCUUUUAACCGUGCGAUGCUCUUCAAUGUGGGCUUCAAAGAGGCCAUGAAAGACAGUGUCUGGGACUGUGUAAUCUUCCACGAUGUGGAUCAUCUACCUGAAAACGACCGAAACUAUUACGGAUGUGGAGAAAUGCCACGUCAUUUUGCUGCAAAGCUGGAUAAAUACAUGUAUAUUCUUCCAUAUAAGGAAUUUUUUGGUGGUGUAAGUGGGCUGACAGUGGAACAAUUUAGAAAGAUCAAUGGUUUUCCUAAUGCCUUCUGGGGAUGGGGAGGAGAAGAUGAUGACCUUUGGAACAGAGUUCACUAUGCUGGAUAUAAUGUAACCAGACCAGAGGGAGACUUAGGAAAAUACAAGUCAAUUCCUCAUCACCAUAGAGGUGAAGUCCAGUUUUUAGGACGGUAUAAGUUACUAAGGUAUUCCAAGGAGCGUCAGUACAUCGAUGGGUUGAACAAUUUAAUAUAUAGGCCAAAAAUACUGGUUGAUAGGUUGUAUACAAACAUAUCUGUAAACCUCAUGCCAGAGUUAGCUCCAAUCGAAGACUAUUAAAAGAAGUGGCUGUCGUGGCAAGAUAGACCACAAUGCUGCAUCGUAAACUUGGAGCGCACUCUUAGUGGAGGUCAGCGAUUGGCUGUGUCACAGUGCCCUUUUCCUUGAGAAGAGCCGGCAGUCCUCAGUGUUUACAGAGUGGGACUAUAUACAGUCACCCUUCUCUCACCCGUCCUCCCUGCUCUGAGACACACCCCUAUGGCGAACAUCGCAGAAACUGGAAGCCACUACUUAAGAUUGGAAGUUAAGAGAGCUCCCUAUGAAGAGAAAAAUUUUUAUACUAAAAUCUAUAAUUUAAUUCAAGAGAAUGCUUUUAUUUCUGUUUAAACAUAUUUUGUAUAUAUGUGAUAUAAAUUAAUGUGUGCAAAUUGUUGAAAAAUUAGAUGUGCUGCAGUUUUGCAUGUAAUCGGUUAUACCUUUAUUGGACUUUUAUAGACAUUUUUUAUUUGCAUGAAAAAAAACUCACUAAAUUUGUGUCACUAAACAAAGGUUAACCCUUGUGUGAAAUGAAGGAACUGUCAAUAAUUGACAGCCAACUAAUACAGUAAACUGUUAUACUAGUUUUGAGCUUUAGACCUCAGCCUUUUGUGUGGAAGAAGUCACAGCUUUCUUAGGCUUUAAAGGGAAAGAAGAAAGGACUUAAACAGCUUUUCUUCCUACUGGGAUUACCUAUGUUUUUCCUUGCUUGCAAUCUCAUCUGAUUUUGCUAGAAAUCACAACCAUAUUGUUUAUGCAUAUUGCAUGAGUAUUACCAAGAAAAUCUUAAAAGUUGUGAUGUGACAUGAUAUAAAGGACCUCUUUAUGUUAAAUGUCUUUCAUGUAUCUCUGGUGUGUCAGGGAUUUUGUGCCUCAAAAAAUGUUUCCAAGGUUGUGUGUUUAUACUCUGUAUUUUUUUUUAAUUCACAGUAAACAGCACUUUUAUUAUUUCCAGUUCAGAAGAGCCAAAAAAAGUAUCUUCAUUUAAAAAGAAAUCAAGUCAGUUUUUUAAAAAGAAUGAUCUAUGGAAGAAAACCCAGUAGUGCUUAUAAUAUACAAAUGAAUUAUACUAUUAGAUAAGAAUUAAAUACUCUAUUUUUAUGAAGAUAAAUACUUAGUAGAUAAAAACAAAUUUUAAGUUUAGUUCUCAGACAGAACUUCACUUUUGGAAGGGACCCUUGAAUGUUAGUUUCAUUCAAAUUAUAUUUUGUCUUUUUCACUUUUAAGAGAUUAUAUCUCUGGUAUUACUAAAAUUUUCUUUCUGAAAGUAUAAUAGAAUUAUUAAAUUACAUCAGUUAAUUUAAAUAAAAUACAUCAGUUAUUCAGUGCGCUGAUGCUAUUAAGUCUUCUAUUUGUAGUAUCUAAAAGUAUAAUUUAAUAGAAUUAUCUUAAAAUACAUGAUGAGUUAUUCAGUGCACUGAUGCUCUAAUGUCUUCUAUAUGUAGUAUCUUCUAUGUUUGCAUGAUUGUCAGGGCUUUGUCCAGUUAUCUUCAUAUGACUGUUCUCUGAAAAAAGGUCUUACUACCUGAUAUCAAGUACAUAUCUUAAUAUUGGAUGAACUUUUCCACAGUAAAGCCAAACAGUAUUUUUUUUUGAAAAUUAGCAAUUAUAAAGAUUCUUUAAAAUAUCUUGAUAUUUUCACAAAUUUUAAACAAAAAAUUAAAUAUCUAUAAAAUGAAUCUUCAACAACAAUGUUGAACAAUAGAAAUCUAUAUAUGAGAGACGUUUGGAUAAUAUUUGUUUGCCUCAAGGAUUGUUUACCUAAAACAGAACUAUGGUUAUUUAUCUCAUAUUGUAAGUUUUAUUUUGAAGUGUCAUUUUUAUGGCAAUAUUGAUAACACAAAUGACCACAAACUAAAUCAUGAAAUAAUUGAAUUCUUACACUUUGAGAAAAUGGAUAGCUUCUCUGUUAUGAUACCAAACAAAAUAUUUUCAUAUUUCUUAGAACUAUUUCCAAAAUAUUUAUAUUUCAGUUUUUUUGUGGUACUCAAAAUAAUGAAAAAUCAAACCUUCUGAAAAUUACGAUAUUUGUACUUAAUUUGUGUAUCAGUUCAUUUUCUGUUUCUAUUACAUAGUUUUUAAAGUCAAUGAAAGAUUGAGAAUGUUAACAUUUGUUGAUCAAUGUGGAGCUGUCCACAUUCGGUAUCUUUUCAUUUUUAUAUAUAUUUUACAGUUUCAAGAAAACUUAGUACUACUAGUAUCUGCCUUAUUUUCUUAAGUCUGACGUUAAUUUUUGUUUCAGGAGUGAGAUAUAAACACUUUUCUUUUUUUCCGUUUUGAAUAUGGUUUGUCAUCCUGUGAAAACCACCUAAUUAGUUUGCUUUUUGUUUGUUUGGUUUGCUUUUUUAGUGUAGACCUAAAAUUAUUUCUGCCUAUAAAUGGUGACCUUAAUGUGUUUCUCUAAGUGACAGAGCUGUGCCCAUUUAUCUUCAUUGUAUGACAAUAAAUUAUUACAUAAAGAUUAACAAAUAUAUUGCAAAUGCAAAUUAUCUUCUUUAUAGUAUGUUUGGAGGAUUUAUUAAUGAGCAUAUAUUGAUUGCCUAUUCCAUAUCCAGUGCAAUGCUAGGUAUGUCUAUGGAAAGAGUGUUAUUACUUCAUUUCUAAACAAAUGAAGUCAAGCAAAUUGAGGUCUUUCUGAAAUUAUGAAGACAUCCUCUGAUAACUUACCUGUUGUAUUUCCUAGUCUUUAAAGUCAAGAAACCCGUAUAUGUGGACUUAGGGCUACUAGGAGGUCCCUAUGGCACUGACUGGAAAAAUUACGUGGUGCUUUUCAACUACAGAAGUAAUGACUAAUGGGCCUGUCUGUAGAGAAGAAAAGGAAAAGAGUACACAUUUGCUGUAACAUGAUAUCUAAUUCACAGUGGAGAUAGUUAAUUUUUUGCCAAAACUAGGGUUUUAUGAGUAUUUUUUAAAUCUACAUUUAAGUUUUUGUUUUUGUGAAAGGGUAUUCAGUAAGAAAACUUUAUAAUAUUAAGUAGAUACAGUUAUGUAUUAAAAACUUCCUUAUAUACCCAGCCAAGAUACUGAUAUCUGUUUUAAAACAAAGUGGAAAAAUGUCCAAUACAAUAUUCUCUUUCUGGAGGCUUCCUACAAGUGAAAGCAGAUUUUGUCAUUUUAUUUGACCUUUGCUUGUCUUUGAUAUAUUUCUUUAUGUGUUUUUCAAAGAAAUACUGUUCUAGAUUUAUUGUCUUGGAUUUGCAAGUAUGCCAGUGGAGAGAACUAAAAUGGUCGUAGUACUGUUUAUCAGAAGGAGGAAGUGUACUUAAGAUUAUUUUAUUUAUUUAGAUGAAAGGCUUCUACAUAAAUGCACUGAAAUACAUGCUAGUAAUUUCUUGUAUCCCACUUUUCUUCUUUUUUUGCUUCUCAUGGAAAUGUUUGUACUUUUUUAUCAUUGUCUUUUAUGAAAUAUAAUGUUCUAAAGA
Messenger RNA from Rhinopithecus roxellana (golden snub-nosed monkey), 4843 nucleotides. It is a transcript of the gene B4GALT6, whose product is annotated as beta-1,4-galactosyltransferase 6. Gene Ontology annotation, molecular function: UDP-galactose:glucosylceramide beta-1,4-galactosyltransferase activity. The coding region runs from base 297 to 1445 and encodes 382 amino acids. Gene Ontology annotation, biological process: glycosphingolipid biosynthetic process; carbohydrate metabolic process. NCBI's taxonomy places the organism in Eukaryota, Metazoa, Chordata, Mammalia, Primates, Cercopithecidae. The record is from RefSeq and is a predicted model, not a curated record. The transcript is spliced from 9 exons.